Messenger RNA from Camelina sativa (false flax), 594 nucleotides. Lineage: Eukaryota; Viridiplantae; Streptophyta; Magnoliopsida; Brassicales; Brassicaceae. The record is from RefSeq and is a predicted model, not a curated record.
AUGAGGGUUGUACAUGCCCUUAACAGUGUUCCCCAUAUACNUACCUGCAAGCCUGUCACUACAUUUGUCCAAACCGACACCAACACUUUCAGAGAAAUUGUGCAGCGAUUGACAGGUCCAUCAGAGAACAACUCUGCAGUAGCGCCACCAGAAGCAACAGUGAUAAAAACCGUCAUACAAAAGAAGCCAACUUCAAAGCUCCAUGAGAGAAGGCAAUGCAUGAGGCCAAAGCUUGAAAUUGUCAAACCUCCUCUAAGCUUUAAGCCCACUGAAGGGGAGAAAGCCGAACCAGAUAGUUGUACAACAAACAUUGAAGAAGAGGAGAAAGCCAUUAAAGAAAGACGCUUUUACUUGCAUCCAUCGCCAAGGUCUAAACCAGGGUAUACAGAACCAGAACUGCUUCCUUUGUUUCCUUUAACUUCUCCCAAUUCAAGUGGCAAACCAUAAACCUGGCAGAUUAAUCAUAAGCUUGAUUUCUGCCUACAUUCCCAAAGAUUAUGUACAUGUAGCGUUCUCACUCAAGAAUUGUCUCUGUAAUCUAUGUGCAAUGUCCUUGUGUACACCAUCAUGAUCUAGCUUUGCAAUGUUUUAUGA